Messenger RNA from Xiphophorus couchianus (Monterrey platyfish), 1795 nucleotides. RefSeq names its product ankyrin repeat and sterile alpha motif domain containing 4B (gene anks4b). Bases 125 to 1417 code for a protein of 430 amino acids. The transcript has 2 exons. NCBI's taxonomy places the organism in Eukaryota, Metazoa, Chordata, Actinopteri, Cyprinodontiformes, Poeciliidae. Gene Ontology annotation, molecular function: protein binding. The record is from RefSeq and is a predicted model, not a curated record.
UUUUAUUGCUGGGCAGCUCACACACCCAGCGAUCAUUUGGCUUGUUCGGGUCCACAGUUUCUCAUCUGACACAAGUGAAGAGCAGAAGGAGGAGAAAUACCAGGAUUUUAAAACAUUUUUGAAGAUGUCUCGGUACCACAAGGCAGCAGCUGAUGGCAACGUAGAUCUGUUGAAGGAGGCCACAAGGAAGCACCUGAACACGGCUGAUGACGAUGGCAUGACUCCCACCCUGCUGGCUGCUUUUCACGGACACGUCGAUGCUCUUCAACUCAUAUGCAGCAGAGAAGGAGAUCCCAACAAGAGUGACAUAUGGGGAAAUACGCCGCUACACCACGCAUCUGCUAACGGCCACAUGCACAUCAUCAGCUUUCUGGUGAACUUUGGAGCCAAUCUUUUUGCCCUGGACAAUGAUUUCCACACACCUAUGGACGUUGCUGCGUCUCGAGGCCAUAUGGACUGUGUGCGAUUUCUGGAUGACGCCGCCUCACAACAAACCAACCAAAACCCUAAAAAGGUCGCCAACGUCAAGAAGGAAGCCCAGAAAGAGGCAGAGAGACGAGUGAAACUGUAUGAGAAGGUGAAGAAAAAGCACCAAAACAAGAUGGAUAGAAUGAGCCGCGGAGGAAGCGUGAAUGGGUCGGUUUCUGAGGCGAGCAUGGGAUCAGGUUUCUCAGAUGAUGGCACAAUGAGAAGUGAGCAAUUCUCCAAGCUUAUUGCUGCAGACAAAUCAGGCUCUGUUACAGCUAGAGUUAAAGGCACUCUCCAGAAGAUGGGAAAGAAAGAGAAGGGUACACUGCAGAGAUCAGGAGGAGAUGGGAAUGUUAUCUUCCGUAGGCAGGAGAAUGAAUCCUCUGACAAACCAGAGUUUCUGGAUGUCUUUGAAGAACAAGAUGAGAGUGAUCCAGUCAGCGGAGCGAUGGAGGGAUAUGAAGAUGAUGACUCCAGAGACGAGCCAAGCGAAGUCAAACAAUCCAUCUUUAACCGACCUGGCUUUGGAGGCCUGAUUUUUAUGAAGAAGAUGAACAUGGAGACAGAAGAUGUUGUUCCCACAGGGAAUAAUGAAAGUCUUGGUUACCUCGUUGAGAACCAGUUGUUUGAGGCAGAUGAGGACGCAGCUGGCUUUGAGGAGGCUGGUGAUGGUGACCUUCCUUGGGAUCAAGAAGAUCUGGGACUGGAUGAUGACGAAGAUGAGGAAAUGUCUCCUUUGGCGGUCUUCUUGUCUACCAUCUCCUUGCCAGAAUUUGCCCCCGCUUUCAAAAGAGAGCACUUGGACUUGGAGGCGCUCAUUCUUUGCUCUGAUGAUGACCUGAAAGGCAUUCGCAUCCAGUUGGGACCCAGGAAGAAGAUCUUGGAAGCUGUUGCUCGCAGAACAAAGGCAAUGGAAAACCCUGGCGCCAUAAAGGACAGCAGCUUGUGAUCUACAUAUCCAUCAUAUUAAAAUUGUGUUGUUGCAGAUUAAAAUGAAACUGAACAUUUUGUAGAGUUUGAUUUUCUGUAUUGUACUGAAGAUGAUUCUUUAAACUCUUCCCAUAAACACUUUUUAUUUUGAAAGCUAUGAAGCAUAGUGUACAGUCUACAUUUAUACAUAACAACCAGUGUGAGUCUUAGUUAAAUUCUCUAUAGACAAAAAUGUAUUUUGAUGAGUAGCAGGACAUUGCAGAUUCAUAGAUGAGAUGUACUAAUUCAGAAUUGCCAGGGAUUUAACUUAAAUGUUUGAGGUGCACUCAGUAAUAAAUCAUUUGACUAUUUUGAUCAUUUUAUCAAUAAACUACAUGUAUAUUCAAACAAUAUGUCU